Molecule: messenger RNA, 734 nt
Organism: Sabethes cyaneus
Lineage: Eukaryota; Metazoa; Arthropoda; Insecta; Diptera; Culicidae
Gene: RpL9
Product: 60S ribosomal protein L9
Exons: 3
Coding region: 94-666 (190 amino acids)
Biological process (GO): cytoplasmic translation
Cellular component (GO): ribosome; cytosolic large ribosomal subunit
Molecular function (GO): structural constituent of ribosome; rRNA binding
Source: RefSeq, a predicted model, not a curated record
UUCUUUUCCGGUUUGAUUCUCAAACGUGUAAGUCGCGAGUUUUGUGUUUGGAGGGAUUUAUUUACGUUAAAAACUAAUAAGGGUUGGCCCACAAUGAGGACUAUCAACUCCAACCAAACGGUCACUAUCCCGAAGGGUGUUUCGGCCAAGGUCCAUGCCCGCGUCGUGACGGUAUUUGGACCACGCGGAAAGCUCAGCAAAAGCUUUCGCCAUUUGUCCAUGGACGUCUAUAAGGUGUCCAAGAAGAAGCUGAUGGUUGAGAAGUGGUUUGGAUCCAAAAAGGAAAUCGCCGCCGUGCGUACCGUAUGCUCGCACAUUGAAAAUAUGAUCAAGGGAGUGACAAAAGGAUUCCAGUAUAAGAUGCGUGCUGUACAUGCCCAUUUCCCCAUCAACUGUGUGAUUAGCGAAAAUAAUUCCCUGGUAGAAAUCCGUAAUUUCCUGGGCGAAAAACACAUCCGCCGCGUCAAGAUGCAGGCCGGAGUUACUGUUGUAAACUCGCAGAAACAAAAGGACGAGUUGAUCUUGGAAGGUAACGACAUUGAAGCCGUUUCCUUGUCCGCCGCUCUGAUCCAGCAGUCGACCACCGUCCGAAACAAGGAUAUUCGUAAGUUCUUGGACGGUCUGUACGUGUCGGAAAAGACGACCGUGGUGCAGGAAGAGGAAUAAGCUGGUGUAUGAUUUUUUACCUUGUAAAAUGCAAAAGGAGAAAUGAAAGAAGCGUUGCGAAAAUGGAA